This is a messenger RNA of Etheostoma spectabile (orangethroat darter), 3453 nucleotides long. RefSeq names its product KH and NYN domain containing (gene khnyn). The transcript is spliced from 9 exons. Lineage: Eukaryota; Metazoa; Chordata; Actinopteri; Perciformes; Percidae. Bases 292 to 3249 code for a protein of 985 amino acids. Gene Ontology annotation, cellular component: nucleus; cytoplasmic ribonucleoprotein granule. Gene Ontology annotation, molecular function: RNA endonuclease activity; mRNA binding. The record is from RefSeq and is a predicted model, not a curated record.
GUUUGAUGUGUAUGCAGCUUCCUAAGCCGCCAUCCGCAGCAGGGGGGGGACGGUCUUUCUUCCGUGAUUGUCUUUUCCAUCCAUCCCACCUCUCCGAUCACCCUGUGGCAUGACGGCAUGCGUUGAACUUUGGUCCGAUAGGCUGCGUGUUGUUGUUUUAUGACUGCGGAAGCCCGGAGCCAGCUGCACUGCCUCGCUGCUUUCUGGAGCAGCUAAGAAACGAAACUUUGAAUUUGCGGAACGAUCGACCUCACUAUGUUCCACCUUUGACGUCGAUUUAAGAACAAGGGGAUGGACGGUGAGAGAAGUGAUGGAGGCGGAGAAGGAGAUCCAGAGGUGGAUGAUGAGUUUGCGUGUGCUGGGAUGCUGCGGGGAUCUCUGACCUCUCUGCACAGGACCGUGGAGCGGAUAUUCAGUGUGAAGUUUGUUAUCGGGGCAGAUGAUUUGUCCAAUGGCAACAACGGGCAGAUAUGGCUGAAACUACGAGGGCAGAGCAACAAUGUGAAAGCUGCCAAAUUAUUUGUGAAAGGACUUGUGAACCAGGAGGAGCAGCAGGAGGUAUCUUAUCCCGGGGUUCUUCACUGCAUCUUCUGUGGAGCCAGAGGGCUGUUCAUGGACUGCCUGACAAAAACCACCUCAGCACAUAUAGUGGUUGGGUCUACAGGAUUCCUGCUUAUAUCAGGCCUCACAGAGCCGGUGGUGCGAGCCUACUCCCUUAUUGCAGACCUGGUGGAGAGGUAUGAGGGCACGCAGUCCAGACGCUCGGAGGCUGGGGACAGGGGCCCGGGCGAGUCUCUGGAGUCACGCCGGGCAUUCAAAACUCUGGUGGAGAAAUGGGAGGACAAGCACAUCCUGGAUCUCCUGGUGCUGCCUGGGUCAGUGAAGGAAAUCCUGCUGGAUUUGGUGAAAGAAUCAGGGCUUGGAUCAAGCCUCAGCCCGGCGCUGACAGAUGGAGGUGCAGAGGCAAGAUCACAUGAUGAUUUUGAAGGUAGAUGGAACAAACCCGCCGCCAUUACGUACACACUUCCUGAGCCUUUGAGGACUACUGAUCGGUGGAUUGAAGGGAUGACUGCUGGCUCGGGGAAAGACUCUGCAGACUCCUUAUUCCAGUUUUUGUCCACUUCUGCUGGAGCCCAAGGUAGGUCAAAGGGGGCUGAGGAAAGACUCAUGCAUGCUCCACAGGAGUUGGGAGAAGAGGAGCAGCUGGAACAAGGGGCAAUGUUAGGUACCAAAGUAAAAGAGGGACAAGGGGAGGAGGAAGAACCGGACCUGCAUUUGUCAGUGGGAAACAAAGAGUUUUGGCUUCUUUUGAAGUUCUUUACAGCCAUGGGCUACACUGAGGAUGUAGUGAAACGAGUCCUUGCCCGAACGGGUCCUAAAGAGGCCUCGCAGAUACUGGAUGUGGUUCAACAAGAGCAGGAUCUCAAUGACCGGAAGCAGAGAAAGACAAAUCCAGAAGGUGUUGCAUCAAAUCAAAGCGAGAAGAACCGACCAUGCGAGACUGAGCACAGAGAAGACAAAGAAAUGGAAGUAGGAGGAGAUGAGGUGAUCAGUAGUAAUGGGGAGGUGGACAACCUUUGUGAGGGAGAGGAAGAUGGAGCAACAGCAAGCACGAGACACCUCAAGGGGAGUGCAGAGGUGAAUGAAAAAAAAGAAGAAGGACAAGAGGAAGACUUUGUCCUUGGAGUGGUGAAGAAAGCAGCAGCCAGCUGCGGCUACAUGGAGCAGAAAGUGGCCAAGGUGUACAACAGGUUGCCUGAUGGAUCCACUCACCAGCUACUCCUGGAGCUGCAGAGAGAGGGGAGCAAAGAGAUGGACACCUUUAAGGAGGGGCCGAGAGAGAUGGAUGAUGUGGUGCUGGAGAAAGAGAGACGAAAAGUUGGACCAUCUGAGGACAAAGCAAGAGAAACUGAGCUUUUCAUACCAGCAGAAAAGAGAAAACCCGACAAUAAAGGACAGGUUGACGUGCCAAAUCUAGCUGUAUCUGAGUUUAAUAAAUUCCAUAAACUCACAAACUCACAAACUCCACACCAAGGCUUCCUUCCUGAAGUCAAAGGGCCACCCAGGCCUACUUAUCCCCCAACCCUACAUCCUGCACUCACCCUUUUCCAAUCCAAUAAACAAUAUGGACAAACCCCGUAUUUGCCUAAUCCGUCCACCUCAAAACAAAAUCAUCUAACCCUAGACAACAUCUUGAACCCAAAGCCCCAGCCUUCUAACUCCUUAAAACAAGUGCUCCACGCCCCUCAACCCCCCAUCUCGUCUCCCACCGGAGCGAAGGAAAGACAGGUUUUUGUGCCCGCGGUAGUGGUGACAGGAGAGCAGCGUUUCCUCGAAGGCCUGCAGAUGCCCUUCAAACUUCAGCUAACAGACAAACCUGGCAACCCGAACGUUAGGACGAUCAUCAUUGACGGGAGCAAUGUGGCCAUGAGUCACGGGUUGGGUCAUUUCUUCUCCUGUCGAGGUAUAGCUCUGGCCGUCCAGCACUUUUGGGACCGAGGCCAUCGUCACAUCAGUGCCCUCCUGCCACAGUGGAGACAGAAGAGUGACCCCAAGAUCAAAGAGCAGCACUAUAUGGCUGAGCUACAGAAUCUGGGCCUGCUCUCCUACACCCCCUCCAGAGAGGUCCAGGGCAAGAGGAUCAGCUCAUACGACGACAGAUUUAUGCUGCAGCUUGCGCAGAAGACAGACGGAGUGAUUGUAACUAACGACAAUCUGAGAGACCUUUCAGAUGAGUCCCUUGUAUGGAGGGAGAUCAUCAAAAAGAGGCUCCUUCAGUACACGUUUGUCGGGGAUCACUUCAUGGUGCCGGACGACCCUCUGGGCAGAGGAGGGCCUCACCUGGAUGACUUCCUACGCUCAGGACACAGGACUCCCGACCCAGGAAACCACUCUUUUGCCGGAGUAGCCACCGCUUUCCCUUCCUCCAAAGCUCCCCGCUCCCAAACGGAGGUCCUUAACUUCCGCGAUCGGACACUGGGUGGAUCUCUCAAUGCUGCAACAAGUGGAGGGAACAGGGGUAAAGGGAGAGGACAUGGAAAGGGAUGGGACACGGGACACCAGCAGAGGCAGCUCGGAUCUGUGGGACAAGGGUUCGGUGCAGACAGGAGCGCCGAGGAAACAGCCAGCCUGAGAGAGCAGCUCUGUCACAUUUUCCCGGGUCAGGACAACAUGGUGGCGCUGGUGCUGCAGUGCCACCCGGCAGAGACGGAUAUGAAUGUGCUGUCUGAUCUGAUCUUGGAGCAUUAGAAGGACAAGACAUCUGUUAGUCUGAGUGUUUUCCAAAAAAUUCAAAAAAAAAAAGAAUUGCCCUGGUUUAACUACAACAAGUCUUACAGAAUUUUACAAAAAGACCAGAUUUUCAGAUGAGUGGUGGAACUUUCUGUUGACAGUCCAACACACACACUUUAACUAUCAUGUCCUGCUUUUUGAUUACAGGUUCUUUGUCUCAUG